AUGAUAGAAACGAAUGGUCUGAGUGGGCAAGCACCUAACGGGUCAAAGCUGGACACGGCCAGAGCGGGCGAGCUUGAGGUUUUGCUGCAACAUUGCGUUGAGAAACUGGUCGAGUUUGUCCGCAGCGCAGAUGGCGAAGUACAGUCGCAUCAGACACAGCAAGAGAUCUCAAAAUCAUGCUUGGUGGACUAUCACUCGCCUCGCGCGCUAUCGGAAGUUCUUGGUGACAAGAUCAGCCUAGCCCAAGAUGGCACCGGCUUGGACGGCUUUAGGACCACGGUAGACACACUUCUCCGCUACAGCGUCAACACAUCCGCGCCAGGUUUUCUCGAUAAGCUCUACUCCGCGCCGCUGGCCCCUGGCAUUGCUGCUGAGCUGAUCCUAGCGGUACUAAACACCAACGUGCAUGUCUACCAGGUCUCGCCAGUGCUCACCCUGAUCGAGAAGUACACGACUAAAACGUUGACACGAUUGUUCGGCUUUGAUGGGCCGAGAUGUGGUGGCAUCAGCGUCCAGGGUGGCAGUGCGAGCAACACGACGUCUAUCGUCAUUGCAAGGAACACGUUGUUCCCGCAGACCAAAGUCCAUGGUAAUCAUGCAGACGGACUGGAUCUGGUGCUUUUCACCUCUGCGCAUGGGCACUACUCGAUCGAGAAAGCUGCUCAACAGUGCGGCUUUGGCUCCGCUGCCGUGGUCUCAGUGCCGGUCGAUCCUGAGACAGGCAGUAUGAUAGCGUCAGAGUUCUCCCAUCUGGUCAAGCAAGUGAAGUCGCAAGGCAAAACUCCCUUCUACGUCAACUGCACGGCAGGAACGACAGUGCUCGGGUCAUUCGACCCCUUCACAGAGAUCUCGGCCAUAGCUAAAGAGCACAACAUGUGGAUGCACAUUGACGGAGCAUGGGGCGGUAGCUUCGUCUUCUCACCAUCACUAAGCAGAGAUCGUCUGAGGGGCUGUCAUCUGGCGGACUCGAUAGCCAUCAAUCCUCACAAGAUGAUGGGCAUUCCGGUCACCUGCUCUUUCCUUCUGGGCAAAGAUCUAAAGCAAUUCCACACGGCGAACACUCUCAAAGCCGGCUACCUGUUCCAUGAUGCAGACGAGGAAGGCGAUAGCGCUCCCAAUAGCUCCAUGAACAGCAAUACUGGCACAGCAGAGGACGCCUGGCAGGAGCCGAACGAUCUCGCAGAUAUUACUUUGCAAUGCGGCAGACGAGGCGACAGCUUGAAGGCGUUCAUGGCUUGGCAGUACUACGGUACAGGUGGCUACACAGAGAAGGUCGAGAACGCUUACAACACAGCAUGCUUCCUGGCGGAGCUAGUAGCUGCGUCGCCUGAUCUGCUGCUCGUGUCAUCGAAUCCACCGCCUUGUCUGCAGGUCUGCUUCUACUACGCACCCGGCGGUAAGUCCCUCUACGGAGACCAAGCUGGUAGCGACACUAGCAAGACCUCAAGUGGUCCAAAGGCGGCCGAAAUGAACGGCAAGCAGAACUCCAAGGUCACCGAAAAGAUCACCCGGGCACUCGUGCAGAAGGGAUUCAUGAUCGAUUUCGCUCCUGCCCUAGAGGGCCAGGAGGCGAGCGGGAAAUUCUUCAGAGCUGUCGUGAACAUCUCUACGCCGCGGGAGACGGUGCUGAGGCUCGUCAAGAGUGUCGAGGAAGUUGGUAGGGAGGUCCGUCAGCAGCUGGUGGGUGAGCUGCAGAAGGCCGACGGCUUAUAG
Molecule: messenger RNA, 1713 nt
Organism: Cyphellophora attinorum
Lineage: Eukaryota; Fungi; Ascomycota; Eurotiomycetes; Chaetothyriales; Cyphellophoraceae
Product: Glutamate decarboxylase 1
Exons: 1
Coding region: 1-1713 (570 amino acids)
Biological process (GO): carboxylic acid metabolic process
Cellular component (GO): cytoplasm
Molecular function (GO): pyridoxal phosphate binding; carboxy-lyase activity
Source: RefSeq, a predicted model, not a curated record